AGGGGAGGGGACCGCCGGCUUCCUCUCCGAGCAGGAGAUCCUCACCACGAUGGUCCGCGUGCUGGAGCCGGGAGGAGAGACGCUGAGCCCAGCCGCCGUGACCUCUUUAAUACACCUGUUCCAGGAACGUGUGCAGUGUCGCGGAGUGUCGUGUGGAAAGUGCGUCUCAGCGAGUGACGUAUUCGGCUUGGCCGGGAGGAGCAGCACUGAGGCUAACGCUGCGUUGACCUUGGAAGACCUUUCCCAUGUGUGGCCGGGGCUCCUGUACCUGCUGACGGACCCCCAGGGCGCCUGCAGGACUAUCGGGGCGGGCACAUGGCCGGAGGUCAGCAGGACCUUCCGAGCCAGCCUGGCCACCCAGCCCGGCAAGCAGCUCAGUCCCCGCUCGUGUCCUCUGGCAGCCGUGGUGCAGGAGGUGGAGAGGAACUACCUGGCGCAGGAUAAAGACCAGGACUGUGUGGACGUGAAGCAGAUUUUGGUGGAGAGCGGCCUGGGUUCGGGAGCUGUGACUGAACGUGACGUGGCUCACUUUUCCGCCGUCCUCCUGUACCACGUGCUGCAGGGCCACUGUCUGCUCCCUCAGUUGGCACCUGAGUACUUCCUGGAUUACAUCUUCCACGCUUUCCAGAACGAGUCAGAGAAUAUCACGGCAGCGGAUCUGGACGAGCUGAUGAGUCGCAUUGGCCUGGGCACGGGUGGGGCCCACGAGCAGCUCCUGUCAGUGAGAAGCCUGGAGCAGAGGAACCAAGUCCAAGACAACAGCAGCAUAUGGGACACAACGUGCUUCACCUCCAGUGAUCUGCUGGAGAUCUACCAGAUCCCCAUCAAUGGCACAAUCUCUCGCAGUCAAUUUGUUCAGCUGAGCCCUGCCUUGAUCCAGCAACUGCUGAGCGGGGCCUGCUCUCUGCGUCCAAGCCCAGAGCACCCAAAGGAUCAGCUAACCACAGCAGAAAAAUAUAUUUACGGCACUGUUGCGACACUGCUGGUGAGCCUGGCUGCCGUGUUCGGCAUUGUGAUCGUUGCCUUCACUACCUGCGGCAACGCGUAUCAAUACGUUAUCCAGCUCUUCAUCAGCCUGGCUGUAGGCUCACUGAGUGGUGACGCUGUGCUGCAUCUCAUCCCAUCGUUCCUGAAUCUCCACAGUGACGCGCCAGACAUGGAUCACAGCCACUCCGAGGACUCUAUCCACGUCUGGAAACUGCUCGCUGUUCUCGGAGGCAUCUACAUGUUCUUCGUGAUGGAGCGCGUGUUCGGCAUCCUGAUGGGAGACGGCGAGGAGGAAGAUGACGGGCAUCACUGUGACCACGUGCUGGCAAUCCAGUCAUUCAAGGACGAGCAGAACAAGCAUCAAACAAUGUCCCAGGUGGACCUGGUGACCUCAGAGAUGCCCCUGGAUUCUGAGAUUAAGCAACGCACGAGUAAAGAGCUGCGAUUGCUACCGUACAUGAUUGUUAUAGGUGACGGGAUCCACAAUUUUGCGGAUGGGUUGGCUAUAGGAGCCGCCUUCUCUAUGUCCUGGACUGGACUUGGUACAGCGACUGCAGUUUUCUGCCAUGAACUGCCUCACGAAAUGGGUGACUUUGCAGUCCUGCUGCACGCAGGUGUGUCUAUAAAGAGGGCCAUGCUGAUGAACCUUGGGAGUGCCAUGACCGCCUUCAUUGGCCUAUACAUCGCACUGGGAGUUGCCACGGAUCCUAUGGUUCAGCAAUGGAUAUUCACGGUCACUACAGGGCUCUUCCUGUACGUGGCCCUGGUAGAUAUGCUGCCUGAGAUGAUGCGAGCGAAAGACAGCAAUCCCUGGCUGUUGUUUUUUCUACAGAAUGUGGGCCUGGUGCUGGGCUGGGUCUUACUCCUGCUUCUCUCACUCUUUGAGGACCAGAUCCACAUCUGAAAGAACAAGGACCUCAUCCGAUCCUGGCAGCUCUGUCGCAAUUGUGUGUCAG
Callorhinchus milii (elephant shark) is the source of this 1943-nucleotide messenger RNA. RefSeq names its product zinc transporter ZIP4. Gene Ontology annotation, biological process: intracellular zinc ion homeostasis; zinc ion import across plasma membrane. Gene Ontology annotation, cellular component: membrane. Lineage: Eukaryota; Metazoa; Chordata; Chondrichthyes; Chimaeriformes; Callorhinchidae. Gene Ontology annotation, molecular function: zinc ion transmembrane transporter activity. The record is from RefSeq and is a predicted model, not a curated record.